Aspergillus calidoustus is the source of this 1905-nucleotide messenger RNA. The record is from the annotation of a GenBank genome assembly. NCBI's taxonomy places the organism in Eukaryota, Fungi, Ascomycota, Eurotiomycetes, Eurotiales, Aspergillaceae.
AUGAAGAUGGGUUGGCGCGAUAUUUUCUCCUCGGACGCAGCGCAUGUCCGCCGAGAUAUGCAGCGGCAUCGAUUGCUCCCAGCUUAUGCAGGGGAAGAGGUAACACCUAGCCACCCCGCAAAGGAGGUGACCAAGGUCGCUUUGCGGUUGAAGUACCAAAUUGAACAGGUUAUCCCCUGUGAGCUGGAUGAGGACUCUAUCAUUAGUCCCAACAGCAAGAUCAUCACACAAAAUGUGGUCGAGACUGCUGUCCAGGCGGGAGGAGACGACCUUCCUGACUGUGUCCCAUUCUGUCUACUCGUGUGCCUGCGAUGGUUCAAACGCCAAGCGUCACUUGAGUUGUGGGAUGCUGACCUCCAUGAGCUUCGAGCGACGGCGUGUGUGGUCAUAGCAAAGCGGAUUAUCGAAGCGGAAGAAGACCAGGAUCAUCUCCUUGUUCAUGUUCUGCUCAAGCGGCACUCCAUCUUUGUUGACGGAGAGGAAAGCGAUCCCGCCAAUGUCAUCGAGCGCGCUGUUGACCUUCAUGCUCUGAGGAUUAUCGGCUCUUCUGGAUACCAAAAGUGUAUCAAAUAUCUUUGGAAUGGCUGGCUGUGUCAACAGCAGGGAAAUCCGACCAAUUUCGUCCCAUAUCUUGAACGGGAUAGCACCAGUUUCAGGGUUCACUUCCACCCGGAUCGGAUGAGGGCGCCUAUUUACCAGAACGCGUGCCAGAUCCUGUUCUCACUCGUCUACUUGGCUUUGUACACUGAAGUUAUCAACACCGUCAAUCCCACUGGAGACCUGGAUAUUGUCGAGGGCAUACUCUAUAUCGUGACCCUCGGGUUUAUUUGCGACGAGGUGACAAAGUUGUGGAAGAUUGGAACAAACUAUUUUGAUUUCUGGAACGCCUUCAACUCCACACUUUAUACGCUCCUGGCCGUCUCGUUUUUCUUGCGGGUCGCUGCUUUGACACAUUCUGCUUCUGCCGGCGAUGAGCAGAGACAAGCGUUGAACAAACUGAGCUACAACUUUCUGGCCUUUGCGGGACCAAUGUUCUGGAUGCGCAUGAUGCUAUACCUCGACACAUUCAAGUUCUUCGGGGCAAUGUUUGUGGUACUGCGGGUGAUGAUGAAGGAGAGCUUGAUCUUCUUCGCCCUGCUUUUUGUGGUCCUCGUCGGAUUCUUCCAAGCGUUCACGGGUAUGGCACAGGUCGACAGUGGCCCGCUCGUUACAAAGAACAUCAUCAUUGGAAUGGCCAACAGUAUCAUGCAAAGCCCGGAAUUUGGCAUGUUUGAGGACUUCGCAUUCCCUUUUGGUAUUAUCCUCUACUACUUCUACACAUUCAUCGUCUUGACAAUUCUCCUCAAUAUCCUGAUUGCUUUGUAUAAUAGCGCCUACGAAGCUAUUUCCGGGAAUGCUACUGAUGAAUACAUGGCUAUGUUCGCCCAGAAGACAAUGCAGUUCGUCCGGGCGCCGGAUGAGAAUGUCUUCAUAGCCCCGUUCAAUCUUGUGGAGAUUCUAUUCUUGAUUCUCCCUUUUGAAUGGUGGCUCUCCAGCGAGAGAUAUGCAAGUCUAAACGACAUCGUGAUGGCCAUUAUCUAUUCACCCCUUCUUCUUGUCAUUGGAUUCCUAGAGGUCCGUGAGGCGCGCCGAAUCAGAAGCAAUCGCCGCCGCGGAGAGGAAGAUGAUGACGAUGUAGAAGAGUGGGAGCACAUCGCCGAGCAAGUUGACUUUGACCUGGAUGAUACCUGGAAGCAGUCCGUCCGCGAGACAUCUCCUAAUGUGCACGUGGAUCAGUGCAGCCUUGAAGUCGCCAAACUGAGGGAGCAGGUCCAGAGCCUGACUGAGGUGGUCAGACAAUUGACCGAGGACAGGAUGGCUACGAGUUUUGGUCACGGAGAGUCGAGCUCCAAUGCUGCUGAUUGA